AGACUUUGUGGGUCGCGGAGAGAAGAUAAAAGAUGUGCCAUGGCAGGAUAGCACCAAAGAGCACCGCAGCGUUGGCCGUGGCCUCCGCGGGACAUGGAGUGUUCCUUCCACUGGUGAUCCUUAGCACCCUCCUUGGAGACAGCCUUGCCUCAGUGUGCUCCCUGCCCCCGGAGCCAGAGAAUGGCGGCUACAUCUGCCACCCCCGGCCUUGCAGAGACCCCCUGAAUGCGGGCAGCGUCAUUGAGUACCUGUGUGCCGAAGGCUACAUGUUGAAGGGCGAUUACAAGUACCUGACCUGUAAGAAUGGAGAGUGGAAGCCAGCCAUGGAGAUCAGCUGUCGUCUCAACGAGGACAAAGAUACCCACACGUCCCUCGGGGUCCCCACGCUGUCCAUAGUGGCUUCCACUGCCAGCUCCGUGGCACUCAUUCUCCUCCUUGUGGUGCUGUUUGUGCUGCUGCAGCCGAAGCUGAAGUCGUUCCAUCACAGCAGGCGCGACCAGGGGAUAUCUGGUGACCAGGUGUCCAUCAUGGUGGAUGGAGUCCAGGUUGCGCUCCCGUCCUAUGAGGAAGCUGUGUAUGGCAGUUCUGGUCACUGUGUGCCACCUGCUGACCCCAGGGUGCAGAUCGUGCUGUCAGAAGGGUCUGGGCCCAGUGGGAGGAACGGGCCAAGGGAGCAGCAGUUGCAGGACCAAGGGGCCUGUUCCUCUGCGGGUGGAGAGGAGGAGGCCCCAGGCCAGUCUGGACUAUGUGAAGCCUGGGGCCCUCAGAGCUCAGAAACAGUGAUGGUGCAUCAGGCAACCACCUCUUCCUGGGUGGCCGGCUCAGGGAACAGCCAAGUGGCAUACAAAGAAGCCCCAGAUUCGGAGAACAGUGACAUACAAAGCCUUUUAUCCCUCGCAUCGGAGGACUACACAGAUGGUAGGUGGUCUGCACUGAGCAUGAAUUAUGAGCCUCUUGGCGGCCUUGCGGGGAGUGAGGAAGGACUGAGAGCCUCUCUAAUAAUUGGGUAUUGGGGGGGCAAAGGAAGAUAAUACCUGGGGGAUUAGCCUACAAAGUAAGGUCUCACCCUCAGCUCCUGGGGGGUGCUUUGGGCUCUGUAUAGGAGACUUUUGACUGUUGUCUGUGAAUCUUGAUAGUUUGGAGUUUCCAAAACUAUUUGUGGCCACAGGGCUGUGCUAAAUCAAAGGGAGGACAGCUUGUUGGAGGUGGGAGCGGGGUCUGUUCUCCUGUUAUAAUUUUUAUGUUCCUGAAAGGAUAAGAGUGACAAGGAGGUAUGGGGUCACAUUACAGAGAAAACGAGCUGGUCUCUCUUCCAGGGCAUUCAGCAGUUUCAUUUGAAACAGGAGUAUGACACUCCUGUGUAGUCGGUUCUCUUGCAUUAUCUCGGUUAAACCUCACAGUGAUCCUGAGAAGUAGGUGUUAUUACCAUUCCUACUUUACAGAUGAGGAAACUGAGGCCAGAACGUAUGUCACUUGCCCAUUGGUAAGGGGCUGAGCUGGGAUUUGAAGCCGGAUGGAUCUGGCUCUGAAGCCUGUUUAUAACCCACAGUGCCAUGCUGCCUCGCAGGUGACUUCGGGUUCUCUGUGGCAAGCCAGUCGUAGAAGGAAAUGGCCACUUCCUGACCUGUCUGCCUUUUCUGGAGCCUGGAGAGUUGAAUAUUGGGAUUGACCCAGUCACUUUAAACAGUAUCUUUACAUGAAACCCCAGUGUGGUUCAGGAUGCAGCCUAAACCUAGCUGUUUCCCUUUGGACAGGGAGGCUUCUGCACUAACCAGGCUCCUCGGAAAGCCAGCGUGGAAUCAGUGUGCCCUUGGGAGUCCUGGACCCAGUUAAUGUCUGAGGCUUAGAGUAUCUGAAAGCAAAGAAGUUGGAAAUUCUUGAAUGCAGAUCACGUUUAGGAGUUUCCUGAAACCAACAGCAUGCCUUCUUUUGGUGGGAUAGAGAGCUAGGAAGGGGUCGCUACACAGUUGACCCAGAUCUAAAGGUGGAAGCCAGUGACCCCGUGGAUAGCCAGCUAUACAUAUUAUGUGUCUGCACUUACUGACACCUGACCCAAGUGCACUUCUCGGCCCUUACUUUUCUCAGGAGCCUUGAUGGUGCCUGCUCUUUUCCCUUCUUCUCCUUGCUACCUUGCUUUGUUCUGUUUAUUGAACAAGCAUUUUUGAGAACCCGUCUUGCGCCUGGUGCUAGUUAGGUUUCUGGGGGGAUAGAAAGUAAGUUGAAAGCUGCUCUCUGCCUGCAUGGAUGGUCAGUCGUUUGGGAAGAUCAGGCCUAUAUUUGAGAAAUAAUGGAACCAGGAGUUGUAGGGUCCAUGUCAGAGUGAGGGCCACAGAAAAGAUACAGUUUCUCCAGCUCGUUGCAGUCUGACUGAGCCGUCUGCACCUGAUGGCCCGGUAGGAAGUCAGGACCUCGAGGCAUCAGUGUAACCAGGUGGACAUAAAAGGAGACCAAGACCCAGAGAGAAGUGAGUUACUCAAUAUCACACAGCUGGUGGAUGGCCGUAAGGAGGAGGUGGGACCUAAGCAGGGCUCCGCAGCCUUAUAACGUGAGAUUAAGGAUAGAAAGAGAAGCAACUAGACCAGCAGAGUCAAGGCAGAGAGGAGGUCCAAGGUAGUGGGACCAGAGGGGAUUCGAAUACUAGACUGAACAUUCAGAUUUUAUCACAGAGAUAGGGGGAGAGAUGAACAAGGAAGGCCUGAAGAAAGGGCUGAGGGGUUUAGACUCAUUAGAAGUCUAAUUUUUUUAAAUUAAUUUAUUGAUUUUAGAGAGAGA
Leptonychotes weddellii (Weddell seal) is the source of this 2772-nucleotide messenger RNA. The record is from RefSeq and is a predicted model, not a curated record. Lineage: Eukaryota; Metazoa; Chordata; Mammalia; Carnivora; Phocidae.